GAGCGGAGCUCUGACGUUCAUGCAAAACCAAGCAUAAAAGGGUCUGACGUUCAUGCGAACCCGGCAACAACUCUGGCGAUCAUAGUGAACCCGGCGAAAGCAACAACUCCGACAUUCACGCAAAACCCGACGCAGGCAAGAAGGAACAAGGACUUGACCGUCAUCUUCUGUCCGUGGGACAAACGAGCUAUGGCGGGACCGAAUUGCUUCACUCACCGUCAAUAA
This is a messenger RNA of Microthlaspi erraticum, 225 nucleotides long. Lineage: Eukaryota; Viridiplantae; Streptophyta; Magnoliopsida; Brassicales; Brassicaceae. The record is from the annotation of a GenBank genome assembly.